GCCAGGCUGGGCGGCGUGACUGGCCGCGGGGGCUCGUUCGCGUCCCGAAUCCCGGGCUGGGCGCUGGACGAGGAGGGAGAGCCCCGCCCCGAGCGCCGCUGGGGGCCCUGCGAACCGGCCCUUCCCGGAAACCGGAGGCGGCGGCGGCCGGAUUGCAACAUCGCGCCUUGUGACUUGCAGGGCGGCCGGGCCUGGCGUGACUCGGGCUGCGCGUCCCCACUGGCGCUGCGGGGCUUCGGCGGCGGGCGAGGAGCAGCGGGCGGGAGCAUGUGCCGAGGGGCGAGGCUGGUGGGCUUCCUCUGCCUGUGGCUGCCCCAAUUGCGCUGCCAGGGCCCCCCGGCCGUCCAGCCGGAGCAGGUGCACCUGUCCUACCCAGGAGACCCCACCUCCAUGGUGGUCACCUGGACGACCUUUGACCCAGCCGAAUCCCUUGUAGUCUUUGGCCAGGCUCCAGGGAAGGCCCUUCCCCACAAGGCCAGCGGAAAUGCCACACGCUUCGUGGACGGUGGCAGCCUGGGCCGGGCCAUGUUCAUCCACCGAGUGACCCUCCGCGGCCUCCUUCCGGGACAGAGUUACGUCUAUCGCUGUGGGAGCGCCUGGGGCUGGAGCCAACCCUACGGCUUCCGGGCGUUGCGGAAGGGCAGCAGCUGGAGUCCCCGGUUCGCCCUGUUUGGAGACCUGGGCCUGGAGAACCCCCAGUCCUUGUCCCGGCUGCAGUGGGAGACUCGGCAGGGCUGGUACGACAUGGUGCUUCACAUAGGAGAUUUUGCCUACGACCUGGACUCGGAUAACGCCCUCGUUGGAGAUGCCUUCAUGCGGAAAGUCGAGGCAGUGGCGGCCUUUGUGCCAUAUAUGACUUGCCCGGGAAACCACGAGGAGAAGUACAACUUCUCCAACUACCGGUCCCGCUUCACCAUGCCCGGAGACACCGAGAGCCUCUGGUACAGCUGGGACGUAGGCCCUGCUCACCUCAUUGCCUUCUCCACGGAGGUGUAUUUCUUCUUAGACUACGGGGAGCAGCUGGUCGCCAAGCAGUUCCAGUGGCUGGAGAGGGACCUCCAGGAGGCGAACCAGCCUGCGCGGCGUGAGGAGCGCCCCUGGAUCAUCACCAUGGGGCAUCGGCCCAUGUAUUGCUCCAACAACGACAAGGAUGACUGCACCCUGUUCGAGAGCAUCGUGCGCAAAGGACUGAAGCCGAACCGUUACGGCCUGGAGGAUCUUUUCUUCAAACACGGGGUGGAUCUGAUGCUGUGGGCUCAUGAGCAUUCCUAUGAACGGCUGUGGCCUGUCUACGACUACAAGGUUUACAAUGGGAGCACCGCAGCCCCUUAUGCCAAUCCCAGCGCCCCCGUCCACAUUAUCACUGGAUCAGCUGGUUGCAAGGAGCGGAUGGACCCCUUCAUCCCAGACCCGCGAGAGUGGAGUGCUGUGCGGAUUGAGGAUUAUGGGUAUGCCUGUAUGCAGAUCGUCAACAAGACCCACCUCUGGUUGGAGCAGGUCUCGGAUGACCAGAACGGGAAGGUCGUGGAUAGGAUUUGGCUGAUCCAAGAGCAGCACGGCCCCAGGGCCUGGCACUGACUGGCCCUCCAGGCUGGAAGGUCUGAGAAGGCACCUCCAGCCCCCCUCUGGUCCGGACAGCUGGCCAGGGUUUCACCUUCUGAGGUCCAGCAGCUUCAAUUGCACUGGGAUCUCUGGUCCGAACAUGAGGCGGUUUCCAUGACCCCAGACGUGACCCCAGCUGCAGAGGGGGUCCAAGAGUCAAGAUGGAGCCCUUGAUCUAUGGAGAAAAAGGAGGAGGAGCUUCAGUGAAAGGGCUGCCCCGUACUUGCCUGCCUGCCCAGCCUGAAGUUAGGGUUAGCUUGAGAGAGAAAGAAGGUUUUCGCCUCCUUAGUGCAAACUGUCCCUACUUAACACUGAGAGGAAUGGACUUUCUGCCCGCAGGGCUGACAUCUUCUGCUGCAAAGCAUACAAAUCUCUCUCGUUCUUUUCAUCCACUUCUUGCUGUCUUUUCCUCUCAGACAGCUGUUUUAACAUCGUCAGAAUUGAGGACUUGAUUCUGCUCUGUGAUGUGUAAUGAGGAGCUAAAAGGGUCUUGUUUGCAGAACUGAGUUUGGGUGCACUGACUCGCUAUGAGUUUUUCGGAAGGACUUUAAAAGGUAAAUACACUGCUCCCCAGAGGCUUUUGGGGUAUGACUCCCAUCAUUAUCGGACAGCUGACGGCAAAUUAUGGGUUGUAGCCCAAAACUCUGGAGGAUGGCAGACCGGCCAAGGGUAAGAAGACUUAUGGGUACCCCAAAAAAUCAUGGGAUGUUGAUCUUCACUGUAGUGUUAAAGACAAGCAGCACAGCGUGAUUUUUAAGCAAAUAAUUAUUUGAAAUAAAAGUCAGAAAUAAAGGGAGACAAGAAAA
Messenger RNA from Notechis scutatus (mainland tiger snake), 2408 nucleotides. RefSeq names its product acid phosphatase 7, tartrate resistant (putative) (gene ACP7). NCBI's taxonomy places the organism in Eukaryota, Metazoa, Chordata, Lepidosauria, Squamata, Elapidae. The record is from RefSeq and is a predicted model, not a curated record. Gene Ontology annotation, molecular function: metal ion binding; acid phosphatase activity.